GUUUGGGUAUAUAAGAAGACGCACAGCUACAAAUAUUUACCGAGGAGGCAAGAUGGGCCUAAGGAGUUCGAUUAUACGUCAAACCAAGUAGAUCCUGAGAACUUUCCUGAGAAGAUGGAAGGUGAACCACCAAAAUUAUGGUUGGCAUGGAUCUAUCGUAGUGCUAGUGGUGAACCACACUGGACGAAAAAAUGGCUGGAGAAAUUGUUUGGUAAAAAUUUUCAACCCGGAGAAAUGGCUAUCUUUAAAAAUACACCGUCGCAGAAUAGGGAACUAUGGCGUGUGAAACAUAUGAUAGAAAUACGACCACUUAUUUUUCCUAAUGGUGAACCAACGAUGGAUGACAUAAAUUCUCUGGAGGUGUUUGCUGAUGGACGAUGUAUAAUAGACAAAAGAUUGGCAUGCGAUCCAGCUCAAUUACAAAUCAUGGAUUCCAGAAAGCAGUUAUCGUCGGGAUAUCUGAGUUUUCGACUGAAACAGCGAUAUGAUUCAUACAAGGAUAUAUUCGAGGAUAAUGUCUAUACGCCGUCAAAUAUUAGUGUAUUGGAUUAG
Molecule: messenger RNA, 552 nt
Organism: Dracunculus medinensis (Guinea worm)
Lineage: Eukaryota; Metazoa; Nematoda; Chromadorea; Rhabditida; Dracunculidae
Source: the annotation of a GenBank genome assembly